This is a messenger RNA of Pomacea canaliculata, 2279 nucleotides long. RefSeq names its product E3 ubiquitin-protein ligase RNF14-like. The transcript is spliced from 7 exons. Lineage: Eukaryota; Metazoa; Mollusca; Gastropoda; Architaenioglossa; Ampullariidae. Gene Ontology annotation, molecular function: zinc ion binding; ubiquitin protein ligase activity; ubiquitin conjugating enzyme binding. Gene Ontology annotation, biological process: protein polyubiquitination; positive regulation of proteasomal ubiquitin-dependent protein catabolic process; ubiquitin-dependent protein catabolic process. Gene Ontology annotation, cellular component: cytoplasm; ubiquitin ligase complex. The coding region runs from base 131 to 1525 and encodes 464 amino acids. The record is from RefSeq and is a predicted model, not a curated record.
AAAGCAAUGAGCUGCUGGCUGUACGGAGCAUUUAUGAAGAAGACGGUCAUCUUCAUCUGUUGAAGAAAAGGGGAAACACAGGGGAAUCUUCACAGCGCUUCAGUCUCCCAGUCAACCUCUCUUUUUAGAAAUGAAUGAAAACACGCGGGGACCACACUCAGAUGAUCUUUCCAGUGAGAGUAAGGUGAAGAAGGUGCCGAUCCAACACUUGCCGCCCGUCAAACUGGAUUUUUUCCUCCCUUUUGAUUACCCAUCUGCACGUGCUCCGCAGUUCACUCUCUCAUGUGAAUGGAUGUCAAAACAGCAGUUGAGCAGGCUGUGUGAACACCUUGAUGAAAUCUGGGAGGAAAGAAAAGGAGAUGUCAUCCUCUUCACGUGGUUCCAGUUUUUGGAAGAUGAAACAUUAGAGUAUCUACAGCUUUGUGGUAAUUUGAGCAUCGAAGCUAUCACAGAAAGUUCUUGCAUGAAUUCCUCGUUGGGUUAUGAUCAGUGCCUCGCAUCACAAGACAGCAGGUGCCAUUUAUCUAGUUCUCUGCAUAGUUUUGAGCAGAACUGCAUGAGAAGUAGUUCGUCAGAUGCUGAAGAUCCGCGUGCCAUUGUGUACCCUGUUUCGGAUAUUUCACAGAUGCUGUCUGCACUCAUAGUCUACGACAGGGAUAGACGACGUGAAGUGUUUGAGACAUCCACCAUCUUGUGUGAAAUUUGCUUUACAUCCAAGGCUGGUUGGAAAUCCAUGUUCUUUGACUGUCACCAUGCGUAUUGUAAAGAGUGCAUUUGCACUUAUUUCACACUGCAGAUUAGAGAGGGUAAGGUGACAGAUCUCAAAUGCCCUUUUGUUGGUUGCAAGACAACAGCUUUUCCCAACCAGGUGAGAGAAGUCAUCAGACCAGAGGAUUAUGCUCGCUUUGAGCAGCUGCUGCUUCAGUUCACACUAGACUCAAUGAGUGAUGUGGUUUACUGCCCACGUCGGCGGUGCCAGAGCCCUGUCAUUGUGGAAAGUGAUAACAGGAACAUGGGCCGGUGCCCUGUCUGCUGCCUGGUCUUUUGUACUUUGUGCAAAAGAACAUACCAUGGAUUGACUCCUUGUGUAGUUAAGAUCACUGACUCCAAAAUGAAGUUCAAGAAGCUAAGACGAAAGUAUCUUAGAGCCAAUGCAGAGAAAAAACGUUCUUUGGAGAGGGAACAUGGAAAAAGCGCCAUCCACCUUGCUUUGAUGGAGGACACGGCCUCCACUGAAUGGCUCAAAGAAAACGCUAAACCAUGUCCCUACUGUGGCAUUUAUAUCCAGAAAGUCACUGGCUGCAAUAAGAUCACCUGUUCCAAGUGUCACAGCUUCUUCUGUUGGCUUUGUGGUGCAUUACUUCCUCGAGCCGACCCCUACAGCCAUUUCAACGCUCAAGGAGAUCAGUGCUUUCAGCGUCUCUUUGAAGGAGCUCGAGUAGAAGAAGAAAACAUGCCGCCUGGAAAUCAAAUUGCCUGGAAAUCAAUUGCCUGGAUAUCAAUUGCCUGGAUAUCAAUUGCCUGAAUAUAGGAUUUAUGAAAGCGAUGAAUCGUCGCUGGAUGACUUUGACGACGACGAUGAGCUGGAAGAUUGGGAGGUAGACUUUUGGGAGCCGUCUUAAUUUGCCAAAAACUGCAAACAGGCCUUUUUUAAAAUCCACGAAAACACUUCAGAACUUUUUUGUUCAGCAGUGACUAUGUUGUUUACUUACUGCAAAAUCGCUCUAUUUGCAGCACUUUUUAACAAUCAUUUUAUUGGUUCAUGUUUCAUUCGGUUUGAAAGGUGUUUUGUUCAAACGGAACUCUGCAGAAAUUUUUUUCUAAUCUGCUCAUGUAGUUAUUCAGUUUAUCUGACAAAAUAACCACGUCUCCGACCCUAAGGGCCUAAGCCAUGUUGUUCACGCAGUACCUGUAGUUAUCGACUGAAAGUUCUGAAUUUCUGCUGUUUCUUUCCUUCUAUAUCUUUCCAAUCCUAUAUCAACAGACGUUAUGGAGUGCUCCGAUCUGGUCGGCAUGGACCAAAGAUGACCUAUAUUUCAUUUUUGGCUAUCGAAACAUUUUUUUUUACUGACAGAGGACUCUAUCUUGCUUCCAAUCUACAUCUGUGCCAAAAGUAGCUUUUCAGUAACUAUGAAACAAACUGAAUCUGCUGAAGGAUGUUUGUUGGAUGUUCAGUUAACUAAGUAGAGUUGGUGAAUGUUUUUAUAAAUUUUGUGUUUUAAAGGUAAGCACAUAUACCAGCAAUGUCUUUUUGCUGGAGCAAAAUAGCACAAUAGUAA